This is a messenger RNA of Plutella xylostella (diamondback moth), 3274 nucleotides long. NCBI's taxonomy places the organism in Eukaryota, Metazoa, Arthropoda, Insecta, Lepidoptera, Plutellidae. The record is from RefSeq and is a predicted model, not a curated record.
UAAAAUACCGACCAUUUUAGUAUUUUUAGUGCAUGUGAAUAAUUUAAAAUUUCAUCAUAAAAUUGACAAAAUGUGGCUAACGCUACGUAGAUACUCUGUUUACGUGUAAACCCUAUUAUUUACUUACUAUUUGAGUAAGUUAGAGAAGAAAGAAGACAUUUAGUUCUGGUUCCACUGGAGCUAGCUUCCCAGGCGGCAAGCUGAAAGAAGCCAUUAUUUUUACAGACCGUUAUUGAUUUAUAACCAGCCUCCCCGAUGAUGAUGUAUACGGGAACGAGUACUGAGCAGGACACCCGCUUCAGUGAUAAAGAGAAGAAACUAAUGAAGCAAAUGAAGUUUGGUGAUUGCUUGACACAGCAGGUGGACAUGUCCAAGGUGAAGCUGGACGUGCUGAAGCCAUGGAUCACACAGAAGAUCACCGAAAUCCUCAAGAUGGAAGAUGAUGUAGUCAUUGACUAUGUCAAUAACCAACUGGAGGAAAAGUUCCCCUGUCCGAAAAAAAUGCAGAUCAAUCUGACGGGGUUCCUGAACGGGAAGAACGCUCGUCUGUUCAUGGGCGAGCUGUGGGAGCUGCUGCUCAGCGCGCAGGCCUCCGACAACGGCAUCCCCGAGGCCUUCACCCAGCAGAAGAAGGAGGAGAUCAAGAAGCGAUUGGUGGAGGAGCAGAAGGAGAAAGAGCCGCGGCGGCGCUCGCGGUCGCGGUCGCGCUCCCGGUCGCCGUCGCGCCCGCGCCGCCGCUCCCGCGACCGACGCCGCUCCAGGUCACGCGACCGAUCUACUGACAGGAAACACCGCAACGGAGGCAGCCCGCGCCGCUCGCGCCGCCGCAGCAGCAAGAGUCCCGCCAAGCCAGCCCCGCCUGAAGAAGUCAAAACUGAGAAUAAUGAAAACGGCAAGUCACCGGUGCACAAGAAGGAGGAAGCUGAGAAGAGUGAAGACAAGGCGCUGAACUCCAGCGCAGACGCGGGCAAAGAGGAGGACAAGUCCGGCGAGCCCAAGGCGGAGAAGACUGAGGAGAAUGGAGUCAAAUCUAAAUCUGCUUCACCUGCCAGGUCUACUAAAGAAGAAGCCAAGCCCGCCGACAAGACGAUUCGUUCGUCAAGGUCGAGGUCAAGGUCGUCCUCGGCUUCAUCACGUGGCAGUGCUAAGAAGAAGUCAUCGUCACACAAGAAGCGGCACUACCGCUCCAACCGAGACUCCUCUAACAGCGUCAGCCCCAGGAGGAGCUCACGAAGAGACAGGAGCAAGUCCCGUCAGCGCAGCAGCCGCCGGCGCUCCGUGGACCGCCGCGAGAGGGAGAAGGAGCGCGAGAGGGAGCGAGAGAGGGAGAGGGAACGGGAGCGACGACGCCGCGAGCGGGAGAGAAGGGAGAGGUCGAGGGAACGUCGACGAUCGCUCGAAAGACGUUCUAGGCGCUCGCCAUCGCGUAGUCGACGACGUUCAAGGUCUCGCGACAGAAGGCGUUCGGUGUCGCGCCGCCGCAGCAGCCGCGACCGCCGCCGCUUGUCGUCCCGAGACAGGAGGUCCCGCGAGCGACGCCCGUCUCUGCGACCCUUGUCGCCCAAGCGAUCUCGCUCCAGGGACAGGAAGUCUCGCGAGCGUCCCGCGAAGGAGAGGCGGUCCCGCGAGCGUCGCUCCAGCGCACGUCGCUCCAGCGUGCGUCGCUCUAGUGCCCGUCGCUCCAGUGAACGACUCAAGGAGAGGCUAGAGAAAUCCGUCUCCAUAUCACGCAAAGUUGCUGUGACAGGAAACCUCGAGCGCGUGCUCCGCAAGAAGUCCUCAGAACCACGCGCCCCGCGCGAGCGCUCGCAGGCACGAGACAUCUCCAUCUCCAGCCGAGACUCGUCCGUCGACAAGGACAAGUCCGCCUCGCAGAAUAACACCACCAAGCCGGCACACUCCUCCGAUGAAGACGACAAGGAUGACUUCAUCCCCAUUCCCAGUCUAAGAGAGUUCUCCAAGAGCCUCUCACGUACCCCCUCACCGUUCCUAAGAAAACACGAGGCUGAGGCCAGCAAGAAGUCAGACAGGUCUGGAGACGAAGCCUCGGUGAAGGAACAACCGGCUGAGAAGGAGAAUAAGGUUGCGGAGGCCAGGAAGGGCAAACGCAAGGCGCGGCGCUCUGAGUCUGAGAGCGAAGGCAGCGAUGCCAAAGCCAAGAGCAAAGCUAAAUUGAAACGCAAAGAGAAAACCUCAUCAAAGAAAUCUAAGAAGGCCAAGAAGGAAAGCUCAUCCAGUGACAGUGAGACCGAGGAGUCAUCGUCGAGUGACUCAGAGGAGGAGAGGAAGAGGAAAACAAAGAAGAAUGCGAAGAAGAAGGUCGCCAAGAAGAACAAGAAGAAGCGAUCCCGCUCGUCCAGCUCCGACUCCAGCUCCGACGACGACGACGACGCCAAACAAAAGACUGCCAAGUCAAAACAAAAGAACAUUCCAGACGAGUCGGACGAUGACAAGAAAUCCAAAAAGAGAAGGGAAUCUACUGGAGAUAAGUCUAAUGAGCGAAAAGGUAAAUCAAAGAAAGAUGAUAAUUCUGAAGAUUCCAAUGACGACAGCUCUGAUAGUGCUGAGAAAAGCAAGAAGAAAGUCGCGAAACGCGACUCUUCCAGCUCACCCGAAAAAGAAGUGAAGCGAUCCAAGAAGCGAGACGUAUCCAAAGACAAUGUGACCUCACCAGAAGUGAAAGCAAAGAAAGAUGACAAAGUAGCCAAAUCUAAGCAGAGUGAAGAAGGCAAAUCAAAAACUCGGGAUGACGGAGAAAAGAAAGCUAAGAAACGCGAAAAGGAGGAAUCUUCAUCGGACAGCGACCAAGUGUCGAAGAAAAAGGCCAAGAAGAAGGUUUCCGAAUCCGAUUCCGACUCGGACAGCGACGAGCCAAAGAAGAAGAAGCACACAAAGAAACACAAGAAACACUCCAAGAAACAUAAGAAGCACAAAAAACACAAGAAAAUAUCAAAGAAGAAGGACGAUUCUUCUGAUAGCGAUGAAGCAGAAGAAGAGGAGGAGGGGAAAGUGAAUACUGAGGAUCUAGAAAAGAAACUUCGCGAGAGAGCCCUCAAGUCCAUGAAGAAACAAACCAGCGCCUCAGGCUCAGAGUAAUUAAUUUGUUAAGUACCUAUACUCUCGUCAAGAAAGUAGUGUUUCUUACUGAGAGUUAAGAAAUAAUUUUAUGUUAGGCAUGCUUCUCCUAAAUAAGGCAAUGAAGUAAUAAAAUAAAACUAAUAUUUUAAGAUUGUGUACGUCACAUUAAUAGUUAAUAAAAUUUGAACAUGCAUUA